UUUAAAGCAAUAUAACUAGUUUCUUCCCUCUCCUCCGCUCAUCUACUCAUCUCUUUCUUUUCAGGCAAUUUCAUCCAACUUCAAAGCCUCGAGCUUUCGCGACUCAAAACCGUAGAUUCUUCCUCUGUUUUGUUUGUUCUUCUUUUUUUCCUCGACGUCGGCGAUUCUUCCUCUGUCUCUUUCGGUGCAGUUUCAAAGUUUGCAUUCUGAAAUACUUACCGACUUCGAUUUCUCAAUAUUUUUCUAUCAGAAGAGACAGAAUUUGCAAGUAGCCGACUCAUUUGCUUAACUUCGUAUAAAUUUUAGCGUUCAAAAGUACUUUUAAUUCUUCUACAGAUAAAAAGUUCUUUCAUUUCAUGAAAAAUUAAUCUAAGAAGUUAUCAUUAUGGCCACUUUCUCUCACUAAAAGGGAGAGAGAGAGAGAGAGUGAAGAAAUUUCCACUUCUUCAUACCUUUCUCCAUACUGCAGCAAUAAAAACCUUCAAGUUUAAAUGGCGGACUCAGACAACGAGUCCGAAGGAGGCGGUGAAAGAGCUGGAAACGCGUCGGCCAAUGAGCUGUCACCGCGGGAGCAGGACCGGUUCUUGCCGAUUGCGAACGUGAGCCGGAUCAUGAAGAAGGCGCUGCCGGCAAACGCGAAGAUCUCAAAGGACGCCAAGGAGACGGUGCAAGAGUGCGUGUCGGAGUUCAUAAGCUUCAUCACCGGCGAGGCAUCCGACAAGUGCCAGAGGGAGAAGCGAAAGACGAUCAACGGCGACGAUCUGCUGUGGGCCAUGACCACCCUCGGCUUCGAGGACUACGUGGAGCCCCUCAAGGUGUACCUGCAGAGGUUCAGGGAGAUGGAGGGAGAGAAGAGCGUGGCGGUGCGUGACAAGGACGCCUCUGCCGGAGGCGCGUCCUCGACGGGUUUUGGAAACGGUGGUACGUUCGAACAGCCGGGUGGGGGUGGCGGGGUAUAUGGGAGUAGUAGCGGGAUGGGAAUGAUGAUGCAUCAGGGUGGACACGUGUACGGCUCCAGUGGGUUUCAUCAGCAGAUCGGUACUACCGGUAGUGGUUUUGGCGGGUUGGGGAAGAGUGGGACCGGUUAUGUUGGGCCUGGUUCGAAUACGGGUAGGCCCAGAUAAUUAUUUUCAUUAAUAGUUAAUGUGGGACCCUUAAGCUAUUUAUCAAACAUUUUAAAUAUAUAUCCAAGUGAGGGCAACUCCACUGUAAUAGAGCUUUUUAUGAAUUUAUAUGUGUUUUUUUUAAAAAUAAA
Molecule: messenger RNA, 1255 nt
Organism: Juglans regia (Persian walnut)
Lineage: Eukaryota; Viridiplantae; Streptophyta; Magnoliopsida; Fagales; Juglandaceae
Product: nuclear transcription factor Y subunit B-3-like
Exons: 1
Coding region: 492-1124 (210 amino acids)
Biological process (GO): regulation of transcription by RNA polymerase II
Cellular component (GO): nucleus; CCAAT-binding factor complex
Molecular function (GO): DNA-binding transcription activator activity, RNA polymerase II-specific; protein heterodimerization activity; RNA polymerase II cis-regulatory region sequence-specific DNA binding
Source: RefSeq, a predicted model, not a curated record